This is a messenger RNA of Cucurbitaria berberidis CBS 394.84, 1056 nucleotides long. RefSeq names its product guanine nucleotide-binding protein, beta subunit. NCBI's taxonomy places the organism in Eukaryota, Fungi, Ascomycota, Dothideomycetes, Pleosporales, Cucurbitariaceae. Gene Ontology annotation, molecular function: protein binding; signaling receptor complex adaptor activity. Gene Ontology annotation, biological process: G protein-coupled receptor signaling pathway. Bases 1 to 1056 code for a protein of 351 amino acids. The transcript is spliced from 5 exons. The record is from RefSeq and is a predicted model, not a curated record. Gene Ontology annotation, cellular component: cytoplasm; heterotrimeric G-protein complex.
AUGGCCGACAUGAACCAAGAAUCCAUCCAGCAGAAGAUCCAGAUCGCACGACGCGACGCGGAGGCGCUGAAGGACAGGAUAAAACGAAAGAAGGACGAGCUUGCUGACACAACCCUCCGCGAUGUCGCGAGAGACCGUGUCGAGGCGCUGCCGCGCCUCACCAUGAAGACGAAGCGGACCCUCAAGGGUCAUCUUGCCAAAAUCUACGCCAUGCACUGGUCAACCGACCGGCGACAUCUCGUUUCCGCUUCCCAGGACGGAAAACUCAUCAUCUGGGACGCCUACACGACGAACAAGGUCCACGCCAUUCCGCUUCGCUCAUCGUGGGUCAUGACCUGCGCCUACUCGCCGUCUGGCAACUACGUCGCGUGCGGUGGUCUUGACAACAUCUGCUCCAUCUACAACUUGUCAGCUCGGGAAGGCCCGACGCGCGUGGCCCGAGAGCUGUCUGGCCACUCAGGGUACCUCAGUUGCUGCAGAUUUAUCAGCGACAAGCGCAUUCUCACUUCUUCUGGUGACAUGACCUGCGUGCUUUGGGACCUGGAAACUGGCUCCAAAGUACAUGAAUUUGCCGACCAUCUUGGCGAUGUCAUGAGCUUGAGCAUCAACCCUCUCGAUCACAACCAGUUCGUGUCUGGUGCUUGCGAUGCUUUCGCCAAGCUUUGGGAUAUCCGUCAACAGAAGUGUGUCCAGACCUUCGCAGCCCACGACUCGGAUAUCAACGCCAUUCAGUUCUUCCCGAACGGUAAUGCCUUUGGUACUGGUUCAGACGACGCUUCUUGCCGUCUCUUCGACAUUCGUGCCGACCGUGAGCUAGCAUCGUAUCAGAUUCCCGAGCCCGUCUGCGGUAUUACAUCUGUCGCCUUCUCCGUCUCUGGCCGGCUGCUGUUCGCAGGCUAUGAUGAUUUCGAAUGCAAGGUUUGGGAUGUACUGCGCGGCGAGCGCGUGGGCACAUUGCAAGGACAUGACAACCGAGUCAGCUGUCUUGGUGUAAGCAACGAUGCGCUCAGUCUCUGCACCGGUUCCUGGGACUCCAUGCUACGCAUUUGGGCAUAA